AACGCACUUGACUGCAGCUCUCCUCUCGUCCACCCCACCGCACCCCGCCCCAAUAAUAUUCUUCUUCCUCGACCUCCACUCGCCGCCCAACCACUCCAACCAAGGCUCCCCGCACCAUCACACGCUCGACGGCUUCCGACGAAGAGCGACGAUCCUCUGCUGGUGCUGGUGCUGCAGGGGGCUCCGCGCCGCGGCGGAGGGGCACGACCAGCAGCAAGAGGGGGGCGACGACGCGGCGGGAGCUGUGACACAUGCCUCUGUGGGGGACCGCGUCCGGCCCACCGCCGCCUCUGGCGGAGGGAGGAGGCGCCGAGGGGUCGGGCGGGUCGUCGGGUGCCGCGGCGAUACGGUCGCUGCUGCCUACCAGGCGGCGACUGCGGCUCGACCCGCCAUCAAAGCUCUACUUCCCAUAUGAGCCUGGCAAGCAAGUCCGGAGCGCGGUGAGGAUCAAGAACGUCAGCAAGUCCCAUGUGGCGUUCAAGUUCCAAACAACAGCACCAAAGAGCUGCUUCAUGAGGCCUCCCGGCGGCAUACUUGCUCCAGGAGAAACCAUCAUAGCUACAGUGUUCAAGUUUGUGGAGCAUCCUGAGAACAACGAGAAGCCUUUAGAUCAGAAGUGCAAGGUCAAGUUCAAGAUUGUUAGCCUGAAAGUUAAAGGGCCUGUGGAGUAUGUUCCAGAAUUGUUCGAUGAGCAGAAAGACCAGGUUGCAGUUGAGCAAAUUCUGCGGGUUAUUUUCUUGGAUGCUGAGCGUCCUAGCGCACAACUGGACAGGCUCAAGCGUCAGCUCGCUGAAGCUGAAGCAGCUCUUGAGGCACGCAAGAAGCCUCCAGAAGACACUAGUCCCCCUAUCGUUGGUGAAGGGCUUGUGAUCGAUGAAUGGAAGGAACGAAGAGAGAGAUAUCUUGCUCGUCAGCAGGUUGAAGAGGUUGAUUCGGUAUAAACACGGUGCCAAAAACUCUGCAAAACAUCGGUUCCUGUCCAUGGGUUUUAGCUCCCGCGAACAAAAAUGAGGCUUUGUGUAAUUAAGAUUUAGCUUCUUCCUGGGCCCUACAUGUAGAUAGCCAGUCAGUGCUUGAUAAUAAUAUCCUCCGGGAUAAAUCUUGUACGUGGUGUUCUAGAUUUAGAUGUGUGAUUGUGUUCCAUUUCCUACCGCUGUUUCAGUCAGUGCUGGUUCCAAUCAAUACCAAAUGUAAUUUUAUCUGAAAAAUCACUCUUCAAGGUGUUCAAUGGAAGUUCUCUGAUCAUGUUACCA
This is a messenger RNA of Aegilops tauschii subsp. strangulata, 1253 nucleotides long. Its product is annotated as vesicle-associated protein 4-1. The record is from RefSeq and is a predicted model, not a curated record. Gene Ontology annotation, biological process: endoplasmic reticulum membrane organization. Gene Ontology annotation, cellular component: plasma membrane; endoplasmic reticulum membrane. NCBI's taxonomy places the organism in Eukaryota, Viridiplantae, Streptophyta, Magnoliopsida, Poales, Poaceae.